GGGAAUGAAUUUAAUUCGAAUAUAAACUGAUGUAGUUAGAGCCAGAAAGCGAGAACUGAGAAGAAGAGAAGAAGCUACUGCUGAAGGGAAGAAGGGAUGGCUCAGAUCGAAUAUGACGAGGAGGGCGGCAUCUCGCUCUACUUCUUCGCCGCCUUCUGGGGCCUCCUGCUCAUACCUCUCACCUAUUUCUACUGGCCCAGAGGUCAGAAAAAAGUAUCCAGCACAGUACCAUGCAAGUGCAAACAAUGUGCUCUCAAAAACGAACUUUUAUCUCGCAAGAACCCAACCUCUACCUUGGGCAACUGGAUCAAGAGACUUCUAUUCCUGGUAGGCUGGGUAAUUCUGGUGCUUCUAAUCAUGCAGGCGUCUAAGGUGGAGAAAGAUUACGUAGAUUACGAUCCAUUCCUGAUCUUAAACGUUGACAGAGGCGCGACUAAAAGUGAGAUCAAAAAAGCUUAUCGAGAGUUGAGUUUAAAGUAUCAUCCAGACAAAGAAGGCGGGGACGACGUUAAAUUUAUGCAGAUAAGUAAAGCGCAUGCUGCUUUGACUGACGAAGAAGCGAAAGAAAACUGGGAAAAGUAUGGAAAUCCCGACGGACCGAAAGCAGCAACAUUUGGCAUCGCACUUCCAUCGUGGAUUGUGGACAAGAACAAUUCCAUAUAUGUGCUGGGAAUUUAUGUGGCAUGUUUCAUGGUGAUUCUUCCGAUUGUAGUUAGUAUGUGGUGGGCCAAGAGCAACAAGACGGCGGGAGAGAAGAUCCACGUGCUUACUAAUCAACUAUAUCACGACUAUAUUCACAGGACUCCUGGGAUGAGUCUGAAGAUGGUGCUGAAGGUGCUGAGCACUUCGUUUGAAUUCGACAAGAAGAGCAACCCCGAGAUGAUAUUCAGACCCACCGACGAACAGGACGUCAAAAAGGUGCAGAGGGAACUGCCAACUGCUCAAGAGGACAAAAAGACUGCCGCCGCCACCAAGGUGUUCUCCUACCCACAUUCCGUUAAAGCACGUACAGUGCUGAACGCACACAUGUUGCGAGUAGCUCUACCUGCCAAUACGCUAGAAAUUGACCGACAGUACAUUGUGAGCAAAACUCCGAUGUUAAUGCAAGAGAUGGUCAACAUAUUUGUCAAAUUGCUCUUUUUGCAUUUGCAAGGCAGAGUACCAAAUAAGGUCAAGCUAGUGUCUCUGGAAAGCAUGAUCAGACUCCAUCAGUAUCUGGUCCAAGCUGUGGGGGAGGGGAAGUCGCCCCUUUUGCAGUUACCCCACCUGCAUGAAAGUCAACUGAAGCAGUUGAGUGUACGUAAAAGGGAGGUCAAGUCUCUGGAGCAUCUAGCGAGGUUGUCAAACAAAGAACGGGAGAGCAUUUUGAAUUUCAUGGAACAGCAGGAGUAUCAAGACCUAAUGAAUGUUCUGGGACUGUUGCCUGUUGUGUAUCUAGAUGUUGAAACGCAAGUUAUUGACGACGAAGAUCGUCAGGAAAUCACAGCGCAUUCAAUCGUGACGGUGAAAUGUAGGCUAAGAAGAGAGUCGUUUAAAAAUGUCUACUUCAGUCAAAAUGAGAAAUCAGAUCAAAAUGGGACACCCAGUAAAUCGAACGGGUACGCAGUACAAUCGCAAGAAAACAAUAACAACAAUCAUCAGAAACAUAAUAAACCGAAAAAGGGAAUGGGUAGAAAGCAAGUGCGAGGCGGCAAAAAGUUAAACAAAAAUCAAAACAAUGCCGAUAGUAAACCAGUUACCGAGAAUGGCAAAGGCGACGAACCGAGUGAAAAUGCAGAAGAAGAUGAAAACGGAGUCGUUGUAGCCGAUGGAACGAACGAGUCGGCCGAGAAGGAGUCAGAACAAGCUACGACAACCAACAACGACGACAGUUCAGACGGGGAACUCUGGGACCCCGAAGAAGAUCCAGCUAAGAAAUUGCGUGAGCUCCUGGACUCGAAGCCCAAGACAAGCGUGGAAGUACACUGCCCUUAUUAUCCAGAAAUCAGACAAGAGGGUUGGUGGGUUUACAUGUGUGAAGCGAAGACCCAGAUGUUGAAAUCACCUGUCGAGAAAGUGUGUGGUCUGAAAGAUAUGGAAACAGUAGAGUUGAAGUUCACAGCGCCUGAGAAAGGUCACUACACGUAUAAUGUGCAUGUGCGAAGUGAUUGUUAUGUUGGACUGGAUGUGGAAAAAGAGCUGAAGUUGCACGUGUUGCCAGCCAAGGUAAUCGAGGAUACGAAGCAGUGGCAUUUCUCAGACGACGAAGAGAAGGAAGAUGAAGGCAAAAGUGGCAGUGGGGAGGAGACUGUAACGGAUGACGACGAGGACGAUGAUUCAGGCGAAGGAAAGGGAGGAGCGAAGGGCAAAGGUAAAGAGAAUGACGAAGACGACGAUGGAUACACCGACAUCAGCGACGACGAAGAAGAUGACGAUAGUGAUAAUUCAGAGUAGAACCUCUGCGAGUCGUGUUAACGCCUUUCUCUUAUACAGUAACCACCUAAUAGAUAAACGAAAUGGUGUCAAAACAUUAGUUGAAUAGACAGACAACCAUUAGUUUCAAAUCAUUCGCUCUGAUCUUGCUGGAUCAUUCUAACUCAUUUGUAUCAUCGCGAAGAUCUGAAGACUCUUGUAGAACAUACGAAGAACGUACGUAAAGAGAUCUGUGUACCGUAGUAAAUUUGAAGCGCUUUCGUCAAUUAGUAUUUUGAAGAAUUGGCGAUAUAGUUAAUGAACUAAUAUGAUGAAUCUCAAUUCAUGAAUUUUGCGGGUUAAGAUUUCCUACAGUAAAACUGGCUAGAUGGUUCUUUAGGCGCUUCGAAAAAGUGGGAAAUAAUGAAACGGAGUUGAGAAAUAUCUGCUAUUCAUUUUCAGUUAUUAGAGUCGCUUGCUGUUUCAUUUCAUCUUAGAACUAUUUCUUCCGUUGUUGCUAAAGCAUCAACCUCUGCUCCAGGGGUUUAUUUGAAGUUUAUUUACUGAACUGAAUAAAAUAAAGUUUGAUAGAAAAGUCAGGUGAACUUGAAUUUUUGGUCUUAAGAUUGGGGUGCUCUGAACAGUUUCUUGAUUAUUUUGAUCGUAACUGUAAAAAAGGCUUGCUCACCCAUUGUGUGAGCGCAAUAUGUAAUCUUUGUGAAGUGGGCUGUUAAUAAGGCGAACAUAAAGGUCAAAUUUUGACCGCUCCUUCAAUUCGUAGCUUAUUCAAUUGAUCAAUGUUUUUAUUUCAAAUUAUUAUAGUAGUCCAUAUGCAUAUUUGAAGUGUUAUGUUUGGUAAUUUCCUAUAAACGCUAUUGUUGUUUUCGCUAAAAAAAUAAAUAUAUGUUUCAGGUUUA
Molecule: messenger RNA, 3308 nt
Organism: Symsagittifera roscoffensis
Lineage: Eukaryota; Metazoa; Xenacoelomorpha; Acoela; Convolutidae
Product: translocation protein SEC63 homolog
Exons: 6
Coding region: 97-2433 (778 amino acids)
Biological process (GO): SRP-dependent cotranslational protein targeting to membrane; post-translational protein targeting to endoplasmic reticulum membrane
Cellular component (GO): Sec62/Sec63 complex
Molecular function (GO): RNA binding; transmembrane protein transporter activity
Source: RefSeq, a predicted model, not a curated record